CGCUGGGAAGCUUAUUUUUGAAACAACCCCCGUAUAAACCGCGUAAUCUCGUGAAUAAUUGACGGGAUUAAUCCCUCUGAUGUGCCGAAUAAUCUUAAUGCAUUCGCAAACCCGUUGCAUCAAUCUACGCUUUAUCGUAUGUAAACAAAGACGCAUACAUGCCGAUGCAUUUACACUUGCACAUGUGUUCGUAAUGUAAAAGGGUGUCCGCCAUUGUUUCAGUUAGCGCGAUUUGCACAGGUUUUAGUGAUUCUGGAGAUAAGUGACACGGUGGAAAAAGUGGAAGUUUUGGAGAAUACGCUGCGUAUAGUAGAUGAAUAAAUUAGGAGGCAUGUUGAAGAGCACAACUUCAAUUAGUUUGAAUCUCUAAGCUGGAAAUAACAUAUACAUCGAACGCGAGCAAUAUGUCUGGAACAACUAGCUUCAUGUUUAUAGUGAUAUCGACAUCAACUUUAGUACAGGCGUCUUACCAUUGCAAAGAGUUUAGUAUGAUGGAGGCAACUUUCUGUUGCUACGAGUUCGCUCUUUUUCACGAGGAAUCGGGAAACUACAUCAAACUUUACGCAUUCAUCUAUGGAAAAAAUAUCAGGAUCAAUAUCAGUUUGGAAGAAGUGUUAGAACCAGACGAUGCGCUAGAAAUUUUUGUUACUGAUGAAAAUUAUGAGUAUCGUGGAGCUCAAGAUACAUUAUCGGCAGGAAAUUAUAUGGUUGAAUUGACCGAUAUCGCAGACGUCAAUUUGAAAAAAUAUAUCGAAUUAUCGUUGCCCCAAUUGAACAUUUCCAGAGAGUUAAACUUAGGUAACGUGUCUUUCAAAGCGCAAUUCCCUAGUUACGUCGAAACUUUUUUUAGCUUGUCCCGAGGUUUGCUGUGUGAUAUGCUCGUCGAUGGUUGCCGAUAUCACAAAUGUCACGAUGUCGGGCCAAUACGAAUACCUUCUUUCUGUGUCUACUAAUACAUCUUCUAAUUUAGAAAUUAUGACUAUCAACUACAACAAUAUAAUAACAGGUUUGAGCCACAAAGCAUCAAAUUGGACUGUGGACGACAAAGGAAUAGAAUUUACCAUGGACACAUUGCAAGAUGGCGGUCGCUAUGAUGUUGAUGUCAUAUAUUUUGAUCAAGAUAACGAAUACUGUAAAGAUUCGGUCCAUACUACUUUGGAAGUACCAGCUCGACCAGAUCGUGUACCGAAGAUCAAACUCAUAAUAAUAGUGCUCCUGCUAUUAUUGACAGGAAUGACAACUAUUAUCAUUUUGAAAUAUGGUAGUAGGAUUCUAGCAGUGAUCUUGAAAAUACGUCACCUUUUUUCGAAUGCUGAUAUUGUUUUGGAUGUGCCAUCUUUUCCUAGCCCUGCUAAGGUAUUUCACAACGUUCUGUACGAGCCCGUAGUGCCCCCGCGACGAGAUCUAAAGGAUUCGUACGAUUUUCCCAGAGAAAAAAUAGAACAUGUUCGAGUUUUAGGCCAGGGAGAAUUUGGGAUCGUAUAUGAGUCCAAAGCCUGGAGACUUAACGGUAGACGAGGUUAUACUAUGGUGGCCGUAAAAGUACUGAAAGAAUGCAUACCGCAGAAUGAAAUUGCCGAAUUCAGACACGAAAUAGAUAUGCAAAAGAAAAUCGGUAAUCACAAAAAUGUGAUCAGAAUGUUGGGCUGUGUCACAUUGACCCAACCUAUGAUGAUCAUAAUGGAACUAGUCCCUACAGGAAAUUUGAAAGACUAUUUCAGAAAGCUAAGAGAUAUUUGGUCUGGGGCUGACAAUAGACGGUUUUUUGGAGAGACAAGUUUUGACGGACAAUAUAUACAACCAGAUGGUGGACAAAGUGCUUCCGAGACUAUACAGAAUGUUACUGAGGCUGACAAGGGCUUAGAAACUGAAAAUUUAGAUGACCUGAUACAUUGCGACUCAGCUGACUCCACUCCUUUAUUUGAAAAAGAACCAGAACCUGCCUUAGAUCAUAAGGAACUCGAAAAUUUCGCAUAUCAAAUUGCUUGUGGGAUGGCUCACUUAGAAAACAAGGGAAUUGUCCACAGGGACUUGGCCGCAAGAAAUAUCCUUAUCACGCAUAACAAAACAUUGAAAGUGUCCGACUUUGGUAUGUCAAGACAAGGAACUUAUAUUACUUAUAGGCUGAAAAAAAUACCUUUGAGGUGGAAAGCGUUAGAGUUUUUGGAGCAGUUCAAAGAUGACAGCAAAACUGACGUUUGGGCGUACGGAGUCGUGUUAUGGGAGAUCGGCACUUUAGGUGCAUUUCCUUACGAAGAGAUCCACAACGACAACAUCCUGGCGUAUCUUCAAGCUGGAAAUCGACUGGCAAAGCCGAUCACUUGCACAGAUGCCCACUACCAAGUGAUGAUGUCCUGUUGGGAACGAGAUCCUUGCAAAAGACCCACUUUUGCUGAUAUUCGGAGACAUUUUGCGUUUACGAAAAAUCACGCUUACGUAGACUUUAGUGGAAUCAACCCUAGUUACGUAUUUCCUCCUAUGUGCGAUAAGGAGGGUAAUGAGAGCGAUAUCAAGGAUGUAACAGGUUAGAACAUACUGUAGAGUAUGAAUCUUUUCUGUGCCUUUGAGUUCUUCAUUAUGAUAAAAAUUGUUUUUUAAGGUGUUCAAGAAACUGUGGCAAAUGGAAGUUUUCAGAAUAACGUGACAGGGUGUAAUAUGAAAAAAACAUAAGAAAGAGAAAGUAUAAUUAUUAUUGUACGACUUUUUCUAAGCAAUGACGCCUUAAAGUGAUUGUGCUUGCAUGUUUGGCAGCGAUUUUUCAAAUUUUCGUUUGAUCUGUGACAAGUGCAUUGUUGUACUUAAUAAAAUUAGUGUAAUAUUUUUAUGAUUUUUCUUAUUCGCAGUGACAGGAAAAUUUGAAUUUCCCGCCAUUUCUACUAUCAGGAGCAGAUGCUCUUCGUAUUUCUGUUAUCCUGGUAGGAAGUUUUAUUUAUGAACUUUGACAAUUUUCGAUAGGAAACUGAUCGAAUGUGUCGCCAUGUUUAGUCGCUGUAAUUCUGUAUCAGGAUCACAGAAAUUUACACCUUACAGUUAUAAUAAGUCAUUUAUUUUGUUGUUAAAUAGCCAUAGACUAAAACAAAUCAAAAAUCAAAUGGAAGUGGUAGAACAAAGACACAUACAAUUGAACAAACAAUACAAUACAGAUAAACAGUUUUAC
Molecule: messenger RNA, 3157 nt
Organism: Acanthoscelides obtectus
Lineage: Eukaryota; Metazoa; Arthropoda; Insecta; Coleoptera; Chrysomelidae
Source: the annotation of a GenBank genome assembly